AUGGAAGAGACUACACUGCACGAUAUGCUGGCCCAAUCGACGUCAAAACUUACACACAUGUAUGAGGGAGGCUCUCCCCCUCCCCGUGUGACCUUCCUCGACCUGCCACAAAAUGUCCGUGAUCAAAUCUACCACGAGGGGGGCUAUUGGGGCAAUAGGUUCAUCGACCUUAACGUGUGGUCGUAUAAGGACAAGUCUUACAAAAAGCCACCAUUUCCUGCUGCCCUCCUGUGGGCCGGCUCCCACCUAAUCCAUGAUGAAGUUGAGACCAAGCUAUACGCCGAGAAUAUCUUGGCAGUAAGCAUGUUAGGCGAACGAGGUCUGCAACCAUUGGAAAUGAUGAGCGAUACAGCGCUUAGAGAGCUAAGGACUCUCAUUAUAAGCUUUCUUCCGUGUCGCUACCGCUCCCAGGACGAUUUCUUCAAGUAUCACACCGGAUGGUUCGAUGGAGAGAGAGAAGAUAAUUUACCAUCUUUCUGGAAACACGUUACCCAUAGACUCUGUUUUGGCUUCGUCCACAUUGAUACGUCGAUCCUUGCUCAAUGGAAACGAAUAUGUGCUCGCCUGGCCGCAAACUCGCGCCCACAUCAACUCAGUCUCUCUCUCAUUGCUAGCGUUGGUGACGUGGAGACCGCAAAAAGCAUCCUUGAGCCAUUGAGCGGCAUGCCUCCGCUCAGAGACGUGGCCAUUAAUCUUGGCGAUCAUCUCAAGGACAUGAAGGAUUUUGAUUCUAGGUCAUUUAUACGAAACGCUGCAAAGGGCUUGCUGGGUGAAAGUAUAGAGAAACCACCGUUCCGUUUCAUGAGCCUCCCUCUAGAGCUACAGAUCCAGAUUUUGCAACAUACCCCUUUGCUUGCUGGCGAAAACGUUCACUUCAGGCGAAGUAAGGCUUUCCGCCUUGGGGACUCCAAAAAAACUUGCUCUAAUUAUCGGCUCAAAGCUAGAGAUGGCAAGGAUCGUUUCUCCCAGCCCAUGGCUAGUUCAACCAGCUUCUGUGUUAGGCUGUAUCCUGACGCCUUCACUCAGCAUUGCGAGUGCGAUAGUUUCCGGCUAGACAAAUACUUCAAAGUGAGCAAGGAGUUUUCUUACAUUGCACGACACGUGUUUUAUUCGAGCAACAAGCUUUGCUUUCACCCCGCGUUUCUCCGCGACAACGAGCUUAGACACGCUCUACCCCGUUUCAUGCGCCGCGUUCCGCUUGAGAGCCUAUGGAGUCUUCGACGCCUCUGCGUUAUCUUCCCUGCUUGUUCUCCGGACUACAUAUUGCCAGAUCAGUUCGAUUGGCACGAGUGGGUUGAGUCCAUCCAGCGUCUCUCUGAUCAGGCAGACCUGUCACGCCUGCGGCUUGAGGUUCACUUCAGUGGCUACCCCAGCCCCUCACCAGAUGGGGCGUUAUUUGAUUUUAGUCUUCAUGGUCAGUACAUGUAUGAAUUGAUGUGGCCCUAUACCAGCCGCUUGGUGCGCAGAGACGAGAGCAUGGAGAAGACCAUGUUCAAUACCUAUAAGCGUAUGCUUGAGCCUCUGAAGAAGCUGGGCUGCAAGCUUCUCUCGAUGCAAGUCUACUUCCCGUGGGCUCCAGUUGAAUCGGUUCUGAAGCAACGCAAAGAAUAUGAGCAAGCUUUAGAACAGAUGAUUAUGGGUGACAAAUACGAUUCCGCAAAAUGGGGGAAACGUGACACGAGCGAGUUUUUUAAAAUUAAAAAGCUCGAGAUAUAA
Messenger RNA from Clonostachys byssicola, 1716 nucleotides. Lineage: Eukaryota; Fungi; Ascomycota; Sordariomycetes; Hypocreales; Bionectriaceae. The record is from the annotation of a GenBank genome assembly.